Messenger RNA from Mesorhabditis belari, 2298 nucleotides. NCBI's taxonomy places the organism in Eukaryota, Metazoa, Nematoda, Chromadorea, Rhabditida, Rhabditidae. The record is from the annotation of a GenBank genome assembly.
AUGAACAGGAAGUCUCUUGCGACUUUUGGAACCCAGUUUGAGAGUCUCGAAGAUGAACAAAAAGAUACAGUUUCGAAAACUCCAAAAUCAAUUUACGAUCAAGUAGCUACGGAUGAAAGAGGAAGGCGACGGUUUCAUGGAGCUUUCACUGGUGGAUUUUCUGCUGGUUUCUUCAAUUCUGUAGGGUCAAAGAAAGGAUGGUAUCCACAAGCUUUUAAAUCUACAAGAAGCGAACGACAUGAUAGCUUUCAGCAAACACCGGAAGAUUUCAUGGAUGCAGAAGAUCUUGGCGAAUUUGGAAUAUCUUCAAGAAAAAUUCGUCAAACACAAACGUUUCGAGGUGAAGAUUCAAAUAAACGGAGGUUUGCAUGGGAUCAUGGAAAUGUGACUUCGAGUUCUUUGGCAGUACACCUUGAAGAUAUUGUACGCCCUGUUAGUGAUUCGGUUGGAGUACAAAUGUUGCGUGAAAUGGGUUGGCGACAAGGACGGGGUGUUGGAUUAGAAAUGAAUUUUGAAAAAGCGCGCAGAGGACAUGAUGAAACAGAUCGUGCCCAAACACUCCGCAUUGCCAAAGGAGCGGAGCUUUCUGUUGAAGACUCGCUUGUAGAAGUGCUGAAGUCAAUAGAAGGUUUACAUGGACUUGGCUAUACAGGAUUGCAAUCAACUUCUAUACUAAAUGAAAAUUUUGGCCAAACCUCGGCUGCUCUUAAAAGUGGCAGGAAAAGUCGUGGAAUUAGCGGUCAGGCAUUCGGUGUUGGGGUAUUUGAAGAUGAUGACGAAAAUGUUUAUACAAACUUCGACCUCUCACAAUACGACUUUGCACUUGACGGACCAAGUCAAGCACCUGAUGCGGCAAAAAUUGACUCAACAUUUACCACUUCUACGGGACGGGUUCCGCCAAGAAAAUUCUAUGCUGCACCAAGGAUUCCACAUACAUUCAAACCGACGCACAAACCCAUAGCACUUGAUCAAUCACGUCUUCCCAAACAAGUGCAAAAAACUAUGGAAAGGCUACACCCGGUGCAACGAGCAAAGUUAUUGGGUUUGGAUCGAAUCAACUACAUGGAAGCCGUUGCGGAUAAGGAUCGAGCUCGUCUCAAAAAUAGAGGAGACCGCCGAAGUCGUUGGGAUUUGAAACCAAAAGAAGAGGAAGGGCCGGAGGCUUUUGUGAAUAGGGAAGCUUUUCCAGAUGAACCCAUGAAACAAAGAAGAUUCAAAGAGUUUCUCUAUUAUCUGAAAAGAGGUCUACCAUAUCCGCAGCCCACCGAUAUGUCAGUUUGGGAGUGGGAUAAUGAGAAAAAGGAAUUCGAGCAACAGCUUACAACCGAAGAACGAGGAAUGCUACCCGAAGUUCGAGCAAGAAUGCAACCUUUGGCCAAUACCGCGUUAGCUAUGCCGCUACAAGAGCUAUUACAAAGUAAAUUUGUGUCCGAAAAGGGAAAUUCAGAAAAGCACGCGUCAAAAGACGAAGACAAAAUGGCAGCAGUUCGAAUGGGCAUGUUUGGCUCUCGUACACGCAUAACGUAUGAGUGGCGUCCGCAUAAAACCCUGGCAAAGAUUUUUAACGUACCCAACCCAUUUCCUGGUUCCCAUUAUGUUGGAUGUGCUCAUUUACAACGCGAAGGACGCUCCAAAGAAACUAUUGUUAAUCUUGGAUUGCCCAAUACCCAAGCUGAGUUGGCAUUCAAAGAACAACAACGCGGAAGAUACGAUGAUAGCAAAGAAGAUUUGAAAAUUAAGACUGAAAGCGAAGAACCAACUUCUGAUGAAUUACAACAAGAAGAGCAGCAAGAUGAAGGAUGGGAGCGUCCUCCGAUGGAUAUUUUUGAAGCUAUUUUUGCGGACCUCGAAGAUGAAGAUGAAGAGGAAGAGUUGGAAGUGAGCAAGACAAAAGACGAACCACCGCCUUCAGAAAAGAAGAUUCAAGAAACUUCUUCUACGCGCCCUCUCCCUGAAGUACCAGCUGGAUCUUCUCGUCAACAGGAAUUUUCUCCCACUACACCACCAGGAAGCCCACCUGCAUCAACAUCAGUUGAGGAAAAAGACGAUGAAGUAACGAUUGGCCCAGAACCCCCUCCUCAGACAGAUAGACCUGAUGCCAUUUCUGUUGCUACCGUUUACAAAUAUCUGCGCGAUGGUUUACGGGACAAGAAGAAAGCGAAGAAGGAAAAGAAAGAAAAGAGCAGGCAUAAGAAAAAGAAGUCGAAGAAGGACAAGCAUAAACACAGCAAAUAUGAAAAAACGAAAAAGAAGUCAACCGAGGAAAGCGACUCGUCCGGUGUAGAGAUACUUUCUGAU